AAAACAAAAAAGAUGGCAGCGCCCUUUUCAAACGUUUCUGCGUCAUUCAGAACAUUGAAUUUAUAUAAGAAAAAUAUAAUAUGUAAAAGAAGAUUACCUUGUCUAAUGGUAAGCAUUUGAUGGCAUAUUUUUAUCUUUUUCCAUUUUUAUAUUAUUAUCAGUGUUAACUACCUUAUCAGCACAAAUUCAAAUCGGUAAAUUACGAGGACUACGAAUGCCGAAUGCCACUAUCAGCUAUCACUAUUUUAUCGAAUUUCACGAAUGUAUCAUAGUAUAUCCCUAAAUGAAAAUCGAUCCCUAUUCCUAACCUGAACCCUGAAUCGUUCCCUCAACCUAACCUAAACCUUAAUUCAACUAAUUCACUGCAACUAUAAUUAUAAUUAUAAUAAACACCCAAAAGACACAGUGACAGUGGCAUUCAUCCUUAGUCUUAGUCUUAGAGUUAGCCUUUCACUGUACACCUUAAUGGUACUAUAACUAAGUUACAGUUCUGCACAUAAGUAUAAGGCACUUGAAUUUCAGUAGUAGAAAUAGUGUUUACAAUAAUAAUAAAUAUUAUAGAAAUGUAUGUGUCAUAGUCCUAGUUGCAAACUACCACUGGAAAGUAGGUUAUUAAAAAUUUAAAAAUCUUGUUGUUCAGGUUCGAAUUGCUAUUUAGAUUUAAACAGUUAUUCUAUUAUUGAUAAUUAAAAAUUUUUUUUUUUAUUAUUUCAUCCAAAUUAAUGGAAAUGUUAAUGUUUUUAUGACAUUGUACAUAUUCAUUUAAGCACAUAUGUAAAAUACAGAAUUUGUAAAAUAUAAAAAUUGAAAAAAAUUAAUGUAUGGCAAGAAUUAUUAUGAAAGUGAAGCAGAGUUUGAGUUUAUUUCAUCAUCUCCUCUGAAACAAUUGCGGAACAUGAACUCAUGCAACUAUGAUUUGAAGGAAAAGAUUGUAACAUGUGCCAAACUCAUUAACUGCCUUUUCACUUUGAGCUUCCCACAUCCACAUAUUUUAUACACUGUGUAUGGACAUUAUUGUCAUUUGUAUUGAAAAAAUUUUGUUGAUGAACCACAACAGAGUGUUCAUAGAUUCUGCGUCUGAUCUAGAUUAUGUUUGCAUAAUCUGCCCAUCCGUCUGAUACAGUAAGUGAGCCUGAAAGGAUAUCUCUCUCUCUAUGCACGCCUAUAACCUGAUCGCACGUUGGUCUGACACUUCAGUGAAAAAACAACCCCUACUCUCUCUUUCUAUGCCACCGAAAGCCCAGUCAUCCUCUCUCAAUUGUACCAUUAACAGAUAUCAAUAAAAGAAUCACUGUCUAAUAGUACUUCCAACCAGAACAACACAAUUUUCAAAGAACUGAUACUGGGGUGGUAAAUUACCAAAGUAAGAAUCAUAGGCCCUAAAUUUAUUCCUCUCCUAACAUAGUUGUAAAUCUUCAAACCUAAAAUCUAUGGGCAAAAACUAAAGUGAAUCGUAAAACCAUGUGUUGGUUUGAUACAGUUACUACACACUGUACUGUACUGAGAAAAUGGUAAUUUAGAAUAAAAAAUUAAAAUUAUUUUUAAAAUAAUGAAAACUCAACUUAAGUUUCAUCUAAUACACUUCCACAUUCUUUUGCAAGUUCCACCUACAAUAAAAUCCAAAAGUUGUAAGGAAUAUCAAGACCCAUCCCAAAAUGUCAGCCUCAUUUUAAAUAUUAUAAUAAAUCACCCAAUGAAAUAUUACUUUAAAACAUUCCAUCAUUAUAUUAAUAUUAAAAGAAAUAGAAAAGUUAACUCUAGUAACAAUCCAAAAAUGAGCAAAUGGGAGAGAAUCCUACACAGAAAUUAAGUGGUUUGUAUUGCAUAAAUUGACCCAACCAUUUAAGUAAUAAAAAUUUCAUGUAGAUUAUCAAAGAAAAGAUUAAUUUUUAACUUUUCUUUUACAAAAUAUAUUGAUAUUUGCAUCCAUUUUCCACUGUAUAUUAUUAUCAAUAGUAUGCAACUUGUAAAAAUUUGUAUCCACCUCCCUCUUGAUUCUAGGUAGAUAGAUGGUUGAACAGGAAUCAUCUUUCAAGUUCCUUCUCCAGUAAUGUCAUUUCAAAAAAAGGUUAGUGGCUUUAAAGUUAUUAACAUUAAUUAAUUUCCCUUGCCUUUGCAUCUGCUGUAUCUGUUGCACUAGAAAGUUUUGUGCCAGAAUGGGUUUCAUCAGGAAUCUGCAGACCCACUGACAGAAUCCACAGGACCAUUGCUGUGAGUAAAGUUGUCCUCAUUGAGUCCACAGACAAACAAACUGUAAAAGUAAUACCAGGCUUGUGCAAACUAUUUACCGGGUAUACCAAUCUGGCGAAUCUCAUCUUGACCUGUGAAUAGAUGAUUACACUUAAAUAAUUCUUUCAAGUCUCCUAAACAUUUUUUGCCCACCCUGGAGGACUAUUUGGAGGAAGCAAUGGCUAGUAAUCCUCUGAAAGACAAAAAUAAUGAUCCAUUGGGCUACUAAAAAAAGGCUUGAGAUUGGCAGGCUCGUCUUCUUACCAGCUAAUCAGAUUGCUACUCGUGUUUCUUGUUUAAAUUGCCAUUUUAAUGGCGGCUUCCAUUGAUACUUUAUGGUGUUUGUCAUUUUAUAAAUAUUUCUUUUACCCAUUAUUUGCUUAAAAACAUAAGUGACCUUGAAAUAUUCCAAAAGGCUUAAGCAGCCCCAGGGGAAUAUUUUAUGCAGUUUUCACAUUGAAUCUCAUUCAAAUGUUUGUUGGGACUUAUUUAGGCUUCAACAAUCAUAAAAUUGUAAAAAGCUCUGCAAGUAAGACAUGUUUAGCCUAAGUGUCUCAUUUGCAUAAAUGUUGAGAUUUAAGUUUGAUUUAUAAAGAUUGUAUUAGUUCAUUCAAUGCCCUGCUAGAAUAUAUUUAUAGUUUUAAAUCUGUAAAGCAGUUAGUUUAUUUUGUAUAAAUUUUUGUACAAAGUAAGUGCAGGGUAGAAUCUGGAACCGGUUAACCGCGAUAAGCGAGGGACGACUGUACUAAACUUUCCGUUUAAAUAUAAGUUAAAAGUAUAAAAAAUUUUUUUUGUUUUUCCUAGUCUGGAUUAUCAAAUUAUGUGGAUCUUGUGUUGAUUCCUGACCAUCCCUUUAAUCCAGAACGAACAAAUGGAUUGAGAUUCUUUGCAUAUUUCUAAUCUGUACAAUACUUUUAAAAAUUUAAAAACAAUUAAUUUCUUUGCUAGUUAUUUUCCAAUUGCACAGCCACUUGUACAUUGAUGACACAUUUUGAAAAAUUCAAGUACUGUUUUAAUGUAUAUAAUAUAAUGUCUCAAUGAAUAUCAUCUCAAUAACAGACUGUAGCAAACCUAUGGGUAAAACUUAUGACCCAGCUGAAACCCAAGAAGGCUGGUACGACUGGUGGGUUCAGAAAGGAUACUUCAAGCCUCUAAGUGUAAUGUCAUUUUUUGUAUUAUUUGAAUUUUAAUAUCUCAUUUCAUUCUGCAAAUAUAGAUUAUCCUAUUAUCUGUAACAUUUGAAUUAUUUCCUGGUUGUAUAUUUCAUUAUAGUGAUGGAAACAUGGAAUGGUGUAUCUUUUAUGGUGUAGUGACCCGAAUAUUUUUGGGAACCACUGAUGACAUGCUGCAAAAGUAGCAAUAAAGGAAUAAAUGUUUACUGCAGCUAAUUUUACCUUAAGUUGUUUGUUAAAAUAUCUAUGGGACACAUAUGGUUGUAUGAUACGGUUGCUUUUUUGUGUGUGUGAAAAUAGAAAAAAUGAAAACAAAACUGAUUUAAGUAAUCUUAAUUUAAAAUAUCAACAAGCAAAUAUUGACAUCACAUUUUGGUUUGGUUCACAAGGUAUAACACGCUAUUGACCCUCUUGAGACUAACAGAUUGUCAAGCUUUUCAUCUUUUAAAUGCAUAUUUCUUCAUGUUUAGCGAGAUGCUGCUUGUCAAGAGGAGUUCACCAUGCUGUUGCCUCCCCCAAAUAUCACAGGGGCCCUUCACCUUGGUCAUGCCCUGACCGGUGCUAUUCAAGAUGCCAUAGUCAGGUGGCACAGAAUGAAAGGUAAUACAUGAGUUCUGCAUGGAUCUGCAGAAAUAAGUUCUAAGUGUACUAAGUACAUAAUAAAUUUGUAAAGAAUUUAAAAAUAAAACUCAAAUUAUUGAUAUUUUCUGAUGAAAGAGUUGAGAGAUUUACCUUUUUAUUACCUGGUACAUUUACUGUGUCACCUUGACAUUUUUAUUCUAUUAUUAUUAUAAAUGUUAUAUAUUAGGCUGCAAAAAGAUUUUGAAAAUAGUAUAGAAAAGCUCAUAGAAAGGCCAGAACAAAAAUGUGCUUUUUUACUUUGUUCUUCUAUUACUUAAUGUUGUUGUAACUCUCUGAAGGCAUACAUCUGAUUUUAAGAAAAAUUAUAAUUUUUUUUCCAUUAUUAUUCAUGAUCGGAUGGUAUAGUAAAUAUCAAAAUAAUUGAAAUAAAGUUUUUGUUUGUUACUUGAUCUAUAAAAUGUUUCAAAAUUUCUUGUGCCAUUGGAUCUCUUAACAUUGUCCCUAAUAAUUUAAAGGAAUCUCACUUAAAUGUUAAUAUAGUUUCAGCAACUUUAUGUUUUAUGACAAUGUCAAGACAAACAUUUAAAUACAUAUUGGUGACAAGUUUCUAUACUGUUAUGACUAUUCACAACCAUUGACGAAGCCCAUUUGCAAACAAUUUGAUAGUCAACUCAACAGAAAAUGUACCUGUCUGUUCUAUCAACAUAGGUUACAAAGCAGCAUGUUCAGUUGUUUAACAUUCUUUGCUAACAAUGUUAACUCAGCGAUGGCCUUGAAGGGCAGAUAUUGUUGUGCAGUUUAUUGACCUACUUACAUGCAAAUAAAAUGUUCCACACAAAAUCUUGUAUUCAUUCGCUGUAAUUACAUUGGCCUCACCACUCCAAGGACACAGAACUUUAUGGCUGCCAGGAACAGAUCAUGCCGGCAUAGCUACCCAUGCGGUCGUCGAGAGGAAGUUGAUGAAGGAACAAGGGAAGACGAGACAUGACCUAGGGAGGGAGGCAUUUGUUCAAGAAAUUUGGAAGUGGAAAAAAGAGUGAGUGGAAUAUUUUUUUUUUAAUCCCUUAUCCCAUUUUAUAUUAUCCUUCGUUAUUUCAGAUUUAGGUUAGAUCCUGGCAUUCUUUACACACCUGUUUGGGUGAGUUGAUCUGAGAGAUGAUCUGAGUACAAUUCUAGUUUCUUUGACAAGCAUAUUUAAAAUGUUGUAUUACCAUUAUUGCUUUUCAAGGGUGGUGCUGUCUUUUUAAGCUAAGCCCAGGCUGAUAAAUUGUAGACAAUGUUUUUAUGGUACAUCAACUUAUAAACUUCUUGUAUUCUAGACAUGGAAACACCAUUACAAAACAGAUGAAGCUUUUGGGUUUAUCAUUAGAUUGGUCAAGAGAGUAUUUUACACUGGAUGAGGUAAAAAGAUGAUUUAUAUAAUACUGCUUAUGUGUUUGUAUAUAAUAUUUCAUUGAUUCUCAUAAAGAAAAUUUUGUAAAAAAAAAAAAAAAAUGAAAGUAGCCAAAAAUAGCAUACAAAAUCUUUGUUACUUUUUACUUUCAUAAUAUAUGUGACUUUUUUCACCGAAAUCCAUUUUUAAAUAUUGGAUUUUGAUUGGUUAAAAGCACAUUUGUUGUAUGCCAUUUUCUAAAUUUUAUAAUAUAUUAUAUUUGGUUACAACUGAAACGAACGAUAAUGGUGUCUAAGUUUAUUGGAUUUAAUCAGUUCAUAUUGUCAUUAUUAAUUAGCAAUUUAUUUUACCCAACCUCUUUCCAAAUCAGAAACUAAGUGAAGCAGUAACAACAGCAUUCUGUGAAUUGUUUGAGAAAGGCCUGAUCUAUAGAGACAAUCGUAUGAUUAACUGGUCAUGUGCCCUGCAGUCCUCUCUUUCAGAUAUUGAGGUAAAUGAAUUUAAUAACAAAAACAUGUUUUGUAUUUUUCAUUGCUGCUAUUAUCUUAAUCUUGUUUUUUUAAAUUUAUGUUGGAGGGAAAAUAGAAUAUUGUCAACAGAAAAAUUUUGUUUGCGGCGAGUCUCAAUUAUUUCUUUUAUAUUUUAGAAAUAUUUUCUAUGUUUUAAGUGGUCUUCGGGUUUCAGAAGUUGGACCAACCUUCUCUAUGUAAUUAUGUGGCUGAGUUUUUUAAUUCCCUGUUUCCAUUCCAGGUAGACAAUCUUUCAGUCGAGGGUCCCACAGUGUUACAAGUACCUGGCGUGGAGGGUGGUGUUGAGGUUGGCAUCAUUCACCAUUUUGCCUACCAAGUAGCUGAUUCAGGUUGUGAAAUAUUUUCUCAUUUCUAUUGAGCUUCAGGUUACGCUAUCUAUUAUUUAGUUGCACUUAAUUUGUUUAUUGGGAGUCUGUCUACGGCUAAACUUUUAUCAGCGUUAAAAUUAAGAAUGACAUAACUUCCUAACCAAUGUCCAGGUCCAUGGCCUUUUGACAUGAAUAAAUAGGUCCAUGGCAUGUCCUUCCUUUUUACAUACAUAAAUAAGUCCAUGUUGUGUCCUUCUUUUAACAUAAAUGGGUCCAUGGUGUGUCCUUUUUUGACAUAAAUAGAUAGGUCCAUGGCAUGUCCUUUUUUUGACAUAAAAAAUAGGUCCAUGGUGUGUCCUUUUUUUUGACAUAAAUCAAUAGGUCCAUGGUAUGUACAUUUUUUUGACAUAAAUAGGUCCAUGGUAUGUCCUUUUUUUGACAUAAAUAAAUAGCUCCAUGGUGUGUCCUUCUUUUAACAUAAUUUGGACCAUUGUAUGUCCUUUUUACAUAAAUAAAUAGGGUUAUAGGUAAGUAUUUUAAGACAUAUAUAAAUAGAAACAUAGGGAUUAUUAUAAGUCAUACAAAAUUUAGGGACUUAAGGAGGAAGUAAAAUUAGACAUAUAUAAAUUGCAGUGAAGUUGUAUUGGUUGUCUUAAAACUUUGGGACAUCAGAACCAGCUGAAAAAAUUGCUUAUCCUUAUAAUUGAUACUUUUGAGCUCAGGUUGUAUUUAUCAAUAUUUUGUGCGCGCCACAUUUAGUUUUUUAAUGAGCCUUGUCAAUAAAUUUUAUAACCAUAGAUACCAUUUGUUACAACAGAUGAGCAGAUCAUCGUGGCAACAACCAGGCUGGAAACAAUGCUGGCCGACACGGCUGUGGCUGUGAACCCAAAAGACUCUCGCUAUGCACAUCUUGUAGGGAGGAAAGUUAUCCAUCCCUUUGAUAGAAGCAGGCCGGUACCGAUCAUUGCCGAUUCUUUUGUCGACAUGGGGUUUGGGACAGGUAAAAGGUUAGAGAAGAUGUUAAGCCAGUUAUCUUGAAAAAGUGUUGGUGACGGUCUUGGUCACUGUGUGAUCCAUUCAGUGCAUCAGUUGUUAUUAGGAUCUUUGUUUGCAAUGCGUAAGACCUAAUUAAUGGAUUGAAACCUGGACAUUAUAAUUAAUUUUUUUGUUGUACAAAAAAUUUCAAAAGGUCAAGGUAAUGAGAGCUAAAAUUAUACAAACACAAAAUGAAUAGUACCCGGUAAUUUGUUUUAUCUAAUGUUAUUUCAGGGAAAGUUAACGAAAUCAAUGUUGUGUCAGUGGAAGUUAACAAAAUGAAAUCAAUGUUGUGUCAGUGGAAGUUAACAAAAUCAAUGUUAUUUCAGUGUCAGUAUAUGAUAUAAAUCAAUGUUGUGUCAGUGGCAGUUUUUAGUUAACAAAAUAAAUCAAUGUUUUUUCAGUGAAAGUUAGCAAAAUAAAUCAGAGUAGUGUCUAUUCCAUCAGGUGCAGUGAAAAUAACUCCGGGUCACGAUGCCAUCGAUUAUGAAGUAGGUCAGCGCCACUGCUUACCAAUUAUCGACAUCCUAAAUAACGAUGGCACCCUACGCAAAAACGUGCCAACUUUUGGCGGGAUGAACCGCUUCGUGGUUCGUAAAAAAUUAAAGGACGCCCUCAGUGCCAUGGGGUGUUACCACGGCGAACAUAAGCAUGCAGCCACGCUGCCCAUUUGUAGGUAAGCUUUGAGUUAUUGUCUUGGGUUUAAUGAAAUGAAAAAUAGAUGGUAUAUCCUACCAGUGUAGUAUGAAUCGUUGCAGUAUUUGUUGUAAAUGAAGAAAAAUAAUUUAAGCAGUCGUAGCCUGUCUGAGGUCAUGUUAAUUCCUAUAUGCCUUCUUUAAUUUGUAUGAUGCUGUAGACAAUGUUUAUUGCUUGAACUCACUGAUGUUAUGGAAAUGUAACCAACUUUAAUAGUCUUACACCCUUUUGGUUAAAGUAAAGAAUAGCAGUCAACAAAAUAAUUCCAAGUCAAUGGUCCUCUGUGCGAGUUCAAGUUUAAAAUUAUUUUUUUUUGUGUGAUCUUCAGCCGAACUGGAGACAUUGUUGAGCCUCGUCUUAAAGAGCAGUGGUUCUUAGACUGCAGAGAAAUGGCCCAACGAGCCAUGCAGGUAUGUGAAUUAUUUAAAAAAAAUUCUCUGUUGCAGAUGAUAGGGAACGUUAUUUAAUCAUUCCAGAAUUGGGCUGGGUGACCAUUUUCGUUUACUUUUGGUUUAAACUGUAGCACUAGCCCCUCAGUGAAACAAGGUUAUGUUUGAUACUGCAAUAUUCUACAAGCUUCUUAAAGUCUGGCUCCAACUUAGGGUUCAAGGAGUUUGUGAAAUCUGGUUUACUUAUGAAUUAAUUUGAAUGGAAAGAAAUAACUUUUUGUUUUUUUUAAAGCAAGAUAGAAAAUAUCUUUGACUCACUGGUGUAGGCAUCUCUGGUGAAUGACCAACAUUUUGUUUUGUGGUCAACAGUUUCACUGGCCACCACAUCCCAAUUAAACUCAACAUUUGACCCAACUGUGUCUUUAAUCACUACAUUUUGAUCACCUACCCCUCGGUGUUGUUCCAGGCAGUUGAAUCGGGUCAACUCAAGAUAACUCCAGACUACAACCAGAUCAUUUGGUGGGAGUGGUUGACCAAAACUCAGUGAGUACUUGAUGAUGAUGAUGACAGUUUAAUUAUAGCUACAUGUUGAAGAUAACAAUAUAGUUGUAGCUACAUGUUAAUGAUGAUCGUUUAGCUAUAGCUGCAUGAUGAUGAUGACAGUAUAGUUUUAGCUACAUGUUGCAGAUGACAGUGUUGUUAUGGCUACAUGUUGAUGAUGAUUAUUGCAAUGUAUUGAUGAUAUCAUUUUUGUUAUUGCUACUUAAGAGACUUGAGUUUAAUACAGUAGUUUGUUACUAACUCACAGCUGGAAAACCUGAUUAUGGGACACAUAAACUAGUCAUUAUAAAUGGGAAUAAAAAAAUGCCAUUUCGAAUUUUUUUUUAAUGCGCACUUCCCAAAGGAGUCUUAGUAGUGUGUACAUGUUCACAUAGGAAGAGGAUGAGGUCCACCCUGGGCGGCAAAUCGCAAUGAUCACUAAUUAAGUCAUGAAUGUCACUAAAGGAGUUCAUUUAUGGAUUAUUUCUAGGCCAGAGAAAUACUUUAGAUGUCUUGUGUUUAAAUUGUUAUCAUUAUAAAAUGUUGUCUUUGUUUAAAUAUGUGUUUAUUUAAGUGCUGAAAAUAAAUAUGUCCAAUGUAAUUAAAAAAACUUUACCAUUAAUUUGGAUCAAUAAAGAAUCAUAUCUUAUCUUACAUUCCAUCCAUUGGAUAUGUUAUGUUAUUUAUUUGUUAGGAAUGUUUUGUAGUUUUUGUGAAUUAUUGGCAGUGAAGUCAAGGACUGCCCCGGGCACCACAAACUCCAUUUACUCCACUGGCUCUAAGAUCAUUGUCCUACUGAACUGGCUUCUCAGUAACAUCAUCAUUCAUAUUGUUUGGGUACCCAUGUAAUUUACAUUGUAAAUCACCUAAGUAGAUUUAAUCUGCAGCAUAAUAGAUAGGAAUAAGAGAAAAGAUGUUCUAAUUUAUAUUGAAGAAAAGAUUUUAAGAAAGCUGUUCAAAAGGAUUUGGAAAUGGUUAGAAUUUUGGUUGUCUAUAUCACCUCUCUCACUUUCAGCUUGGCAAAUGUUUUUUUUGUUGUUGUUUUUUUUGUUGCAAGGAAAAGUACUUGAGUACCAAACACUGAAUCUGAUGCCUUGGUGAUUUCAUUUAAUUUUUUUUCAUUUUUAAGUUCCUUGGCGAGCCAUAACUUUCGAUCCCACUAGCACAGCGGUUCUCAACCUGUGGGUCGCGACCCCUUUGGGGGUCACGCGGCCCUUUCACUGGGGUCCCCUAAGACCAUCUGAAACACAUAUACUCUACAGUUAUAUAGUAUCAAAGAAAAUAUUUUUGUGGUUGGGGGUCGUCACAUUAGAAACUGUUUUAAAGGGUCACGGCAUUAGAAAGGUUGGGAACCACUGCACUUGCAGAAUGAUUUUUUUUAGACACGUGUCAUUCCUUUUGACAUACAGAGAGCCAUGUGCCAAUGCUGUUUGGCAAAUGACAUUUUAUUAUACUAAUAGAUAUCUGGUAAUGUUUACUUUCUUGUUCUAGGGAUUGGUGCCUGUCAAGACAGCUGUGGUGGGGACACAGGAUACCAGUCUAUACGUGUAUGGUAAGUCGGUACGUCAUACACUUUACAUAACUGGAACUGUCAUGAAAAAAAAAGGAAUCUGCCUUUAAUGCCCUCCAUUUUGAUAUAAAUGUUGUGCGCAUGCAUAUUUGAUUUAGCCACUGCUUGGUGCCAUAGUUAGAACCAUCAAGCCCAUCUUUAUCAAUUAUUUUGUUCAAGGAAACUAAUAACUAUUAUCUAGUCUGCUAAAUUGAAAAAAAUAAUAACAUGAUAAGAACAUUUUAAUUGACACAAAUUUUGAUCUAUCUAGGAGAGUAAGAAAACCACCUGUGCCCUUUCAGAAGAGGAAGCAAAGAAACAACUUGGAUCUUUGUCUGUUAGACAGGGUGAGCUUCCAUUUGAUAGAUAUCUCUUUUGACUUAAGAGCUUUAUAUGAAUAUUUGUGUAUUCGAGCUGCCGUAGUGGAAAACCGUGAACUGAAUUAACUUGUUCGCUUGUAUAAAUUGACAGAUGAGGAUGUGCUGGACACGUGGUUCUCUUCUGCCCUUCUCCCGUUCUCUGCCUUCGGCUGGCCACAGAAGGUGGGUUGGUGUUUAAAUCAAAGAGCUUUGUGGCACAAAUCUCAAACAUGAUUAAAAUUAGAGCUUUGUAGCACAAAUCUCAAACAUGAAUAAAAACAUGCCUUAAUAUUAACAAAUUAUGUUGUUUAAAGAAUAAAUCAUGUCAUAAGAACAUUGUAGGCAGUGGUUCAGUAUUUUCAGUGGAUUGCUAUCUUCUAUUUUGUAAGACAGAUGUAGUGUUGUCUUAAAACCAGCUGACCAAUUCAUAAAAACAUGAUAAUGUUGCUUAAAUUAUCACCUCAAUUCUAUUUGUUCUGUUUGAACCAGACUUUGGACCUUGAAGAGUUUUACCCCCAGCACCUAAUGGAGACUGGACAUGACAUCUUAUUUUUCUGGGUGGCCAGGAUGGUCAUGCUGAGUCUCGGGCUUAAUGACCGCUUGCCUUUCAGUAAGGUGAGAUAACUUUUUAUUUUUUAAUGAUCACUUACCUUUCAGUAAGGUGAGAAAACUUUAUGUUUCUUAAUAAUCACUUGCCUUUCAGUAAGGUGAGAUAACUUUAUGUUUCUUAAUGAUCAAUUACCUUUCAGUAAGGUGAGAAAACUUUAUGUUUCUUAAUGAUCACCUACCUUUCAGUAAGGUGAGAUAACUUUAUGUUUCUUAAUGAUCACUUACCUCUCAGUAAGGUGAGAUAACUUUAUGUUUCUUAAUGAUCACUUACCUUUCAGUAAGGUGAGAUAACUUUAUGUUUCUUAAUGAUCACUUACCUUUCAGUAAGGUGAGAUAACUUUAUGUUUCUUAAUGAUCAAUUACCUUUCAGUAAGGUGAGAUAACUUUAUGUUUCUUAAUGAUCACUUACCUUUCAGUAAGGUGAGAUAAUUUUAUGUUUCUUAAUGAUCACUUACCUUUCAGUAAGGUGAGAUAACUUUAUGUUUCUUAAUGAUCACUUACCUUUCAGUAAGGUGAGAUAACUUUAUGUUUCUUAAUGAUCACUUACCUUUCAGUAAGGUGAGAUAACUUUAUGUUUCUUAAUGAUCACUUACCUUUCAGUAAGGUGAGAUAACUUUAUGUUUCUUAAUGAUCACUUACCUUUCAGUAAGGUGAGAUAACUUUAUGUUUCUUAAUGAUCACUUACCUUUCAGUAAGGUGAGAUAACUUUAUGUUUCUUAAUGAUCACUUACCUUUCAGUAAGGUGAGAUAACUUUAUGUUUCUUAAUGAUCACUUACCGCUCAGUAAGGUGAGAUAACUUUAUGUUUCUUAAUGAUCAAUUACCUUUCAGUAAGGUGAGAUAACUUUAUGUUUCUUAAUGAUCACUUACCUUUCAGUAAGGUGAGAUAACUUUAUGUUUCUUAAUGAUCACUUACCUUUCAGUAAGGUGAGAUAACUUUAUGUUUCUUAAUGAUCACUUACCUUUCAGUAAGGUGAGAUAACUUUAUGUUUCUUAAUGAUCACUUACCUUUCAGUAAGGUGAGAUAACUUUACGUUUCUUAAUGAUCACUUACCUUUCAGUAAGGUGAGAUAACUUUAUGUUUCUUAAUGAUCACUUACCGCUCAGUAAGGUGAGAUAACUUUAUGUUUCCUAAUGAUCACUUACCUCUCAGUAAGGUGAGAUAACUUUAUGUUUCUUAAUGAUCACUUACCUUUCAGUAAGGUGAGAUAACUUUUUUUCUUAAUGAUCACUUACCUCUCAGUAAGGUGAGAUAACUUUAUGUUUCUUAAUGAUCGCUUACCUCUCAGUAAGGUGAGAUAACUUUAUGUUUCUUAAUGAUCACUUACCUUUCAGUAAGGUGAGAUAACUUUAUGUUUCUUAAUGAUCACUUACCUUUCAGUAAGGUGAGAUAACUUUAUGUUUCUUAAUGAUCAAUUACCUUUCAGUAAGGUGAGAUAACUUUAUGUUUCUUAAUGAUCACUUACCUUUCAGUAAGGUGAGAUAACUUUAUGUUUCUUAAUGAUCAAUUACCUUUCAGUAAGGUGAGAUAACUUUAUAUUUCUUAAUGAUCACCUACCUUUCAGUAAGGUGAGAUAACUUUAUGUUUCUUAAUGAUCAAUUACCUUUCAGUAAGGUGAGAUAACUUUAUGUUUCUUAAUGAUCACUUACCUUUCAGUAAGGUGAGAUAACUUUAUGUUUCUUAAUGAUCAAUUACCUUUCAGUAAGGUGAGAUAACUUUAUAUUUCUUAAUGAUCACCUACCUUUCAGUAAGGUGAGAUAACUUUAUGUUUCUUAAUGAUCAAUUACCUUUCAGUAAGGUGAGAUAACUUUAUGUUUCUUAAUGAUCACUUACCUUUCAGUAAGGUGAGAUAACUUUAUGUUUCUUAAUGAUCACUUACCUUUCAGUAAGGUGAGAUAACUUUAUGUUUCUUAAUGAUCAAUUACCUUUCAGUAAGGUGAGAUAACUUUAUGUUUCUUAAUGAUCAAUUACCUUUCAGUAAGGUGAGAUAACUUUAUGUUUCUUAAUGAUCACUUACCUUUCAGUAAGGUGAGAUAACUUUGUUUCUUAAUGAUCACUUACCGCUCAGUAAGGUGAGAUAACUUUGUUUCUUAAUGAUCACUUACCUUUCAGUAAGGUGAGAUAACUUAUUGAUAUGUUUUUUUAUCAUCACUUACCUUUCAGUAAGCUGAAUAUCUAUAAUAGAUUUCCCGCUUGCUUGUAUAAUUCAUUAUAAGGUUUACAUGGACAGCUCAACUGUGUAAGCUACUCUUAUGAUUUUUCCAAAUCACCACACUGUGCCCAUGUCUGUGCCUCCAUCAAUCAAAUGUACCCAUGUCUCCAUCAAUCAAAUGUACCCAUGCCUCCAUCCGUCAGAUGUGUCUGUGCCUCCAUCAAUCAGAUGUGUAUGUGCCUUAGAGAGCAAUGCCCUAGAUCUGGUCUGUGAAAUUAGUAAAAAUUAGGCAUGUUGAUAUUUUUUGGCAGCCGGAAAAUCCUUACCAUUAUUUCCUAUUUUAUGAAUCAGAUAUUCCUGCACGGCAUGGUACGUGACGCCCAUGGUCGCAAGAUGAGCAAGUCUUUGGGCAAUGUCAUUGAUCCCUUGGAUAUUGUCAAUGGCAUUACCCUGGAGGUAGCUAUUGACAGAAAGAUGCUGUUGAUCUGUGGAAACACAGUGACAAAAUGAACCUGUUAUAUUUAGAUAGAAUAUUAUCUAAAAACAAUAUUUCAAGUAGAUUUUUUGUAAUUUUUAGAGAGAUAGCUCUGCUACUUGGUGUUUCACAAUAAUUUUUUUUGUAUAUACUUCUGUUCUGUUCUUUACUUAACUAAAUGAAACUCCAGUGUUCUGUUCUUUACUUAGCCUUAUUAUGGUUCAUAAAAAUAUUAACACUAGUGAUGUCUAAUUAUCAAAUAACUGAUAUAAGACCAUCACUUUUCUCAUUAACUGAGAAAUUACACAAGCGCCUUGAAGAGGGGAACUUAAAUCCAAGGGAGAUCAAUGUUGCCCACGCUGGCCUGACCAAGGAUUAUCCCAAGGGUAUUGCCCAGUGUGGUGUUGAUGCACUAAGAUUUUCACUGUGUUCCUAUAAUGUUAAAAGUAAGUUUGACUGUGCCCCUAUAAUGUUACAAAAAAGUUUGACUGUCCCUAAAAUGUUAAAAGUAAGUUUGACUGUGUCCUUAUAAUGUUAAAAAUAAGUUUGACUGUGUUCCAAUAAUAUUAAGAUUAAGUUUGACUGUGCCCUUAUAAUUUUAACUCUUUCGAUGCGGAACAACUCAAACUGCGUUUGUCCGCCGUUCCCAAAAGCACGGACUAACGCGCUGUGCGUUGUUUCAAUAUCAUGUUUGUUUCUUUGCUAUUUCUCUGUUAAAAUUUUUAAGAGCUAUUUUUAAAUAAGACUUUUACAUAGAAGAGUGGUAUGUUAUUGUUUAUAAGUGAAACCAAGGAUUAUUUUUGUCAUUUGUAGCAUUAUUUUAAUGAUUUUCAUCGCUUUUUUUUGCUACUGUUGCUAUGGCUACUCUAGGCCCUAGUAGGUGAGUUAGUUUCGUAGACGACUAACAGCUUAAAAACCUUUGGAAUUGUUUUAUACUAUACUAUUUCUUUUGAUAGUGAAAAUGAUUUAUAUUUACGAUAGUAGUAGUUUUAGAGGAUUUUAGUUAUAGAAAUGAAGAUGCGGUAUGCGUACAUCAUAGGGUCUUGGGAAAAAAUGGUUUAGCAUAAAAUAUUUUCACAUUUUAAGGUUAUUUUCUGUUACUUAUUUUAUUUAAACUGAAGAAAUAAGCUUACAAACAUAUAGUCCUUUCAUUUAUAUCUCAUUUGAUACCAAUUUUAGUCUUAUAAACCAAAGAAUAAUAUUUUAAAUAUUUUUUAAUAAACCCAACCUCUCACUCUUUUUCGCACUUUGAAAUUUUUUUUACAUUUUUUCGAUAAAAAUAUUCCGCUACGAAAGAGUUAAAAGUAAUUUUUGACUGUGUCCCUAUAAUGUUAAAAGUAAACUUGUUAAUAUAAAAUGUUGAUUGUUAUAAAAUUCCCUUAAUAUAUAUAUGGAUAAAGAGACCCCCCAUCUUCAAAGGGAUUCAAAUUUAUUCAGUACAAGUAUGUUGAAUAACAUUGAAUAACAGCUAAAACCAUCCUUUGUUUUUCCACAAAAAAGAAUACUCUUUUUUCAAGAAGUAAUAAAAGAAAAAACAACAGGAAAAGCAAUAUAAUAAUUAAAAUGAACACUUAGCUGCCAUGUAGUAUACAAGAAAACAAGUGGUAUGUGAUUGCAGUCUCUUCCCCUUAUCACCAUGAAAUAUUUUAAGCCUGUAAAUUUCAUCUUUCAGUUUUAUAACUGUAGUAUAACUGUAGUUUAUUAUUAUUUCAUUACAAAAUAAAUAAAUCUUCCAGGUGCUCUCAAAAAGUUUAUUCUCUGGGACUCUUAGGGCCUCCCCGCACCUCUGAAAGGCUCUUAUGAAGAAAACAAUUGACACUACAGUAUUUUUCUUGGUCUCUUCCAACAGAUGUAGAUAUCAACUUUGAUGUAACACACGCUGAAAGCAACAUGCGUUUCUGUAACAAGAUAUGGCAGUCGUUCAAGUUUAUUUUGUCCAAGUUUUCACCAGAAUUUGUUCCCGUUCAAGAUGUGGAGGUAACUAUAAACUAUGACAUUUUGGUGGUCAGCUUAAAGGUAACCAGGAGCUAAAAUAUUUGUUGGUCGUUUGGAGGUAACUAGAAAUUUAAAAAAUUUGGGGGCAGUUUGAUACAGAUAGAAGUAAAAUAUAUGCAUGGUCAGGCUGAUUUACUGGAAUUUAAUUCUUCUGGCACUGGAUGAUAAAUAUUUUUGACAUACUCAAAUCUCUGGAUGAUGAACAUAUUAGCUAAGUGAACGUUUAUUUUUGUCUAAAACAUAAUUUAAAAGAAACCUGCAUGAAGGGGAAAAAAAAGAAAGGUUGGGAAGAGUGCAUUGGAAAGCUUAUGUUCAAUAAGUGUCUUUAACUUUAAUAACAAAUUAAUAUGUGAACAUUUUUUCAAAAGCUUUAUAUAUUGGUGAUUGCAUUGUUUGUAUUCUUACAUAUGUUAUUUUGUAAACAAAUUCAGCCGACAGGAUUUGAGGAUGGUACAGAUCUAUGGAUCCUGAGCAGGUUGAGUUACAUGGUCCAGUCAUGUGACAGCCAUUUUCAAACAAAUGACCUUCACCUUGUGACUGGUGCUCUGCAACAGUUCUGGUAUCAGGAGCUGUGUGAUAUUUAUAUUGUGAGUUUUGACCAAAUAAAAAAAUUCAAAGCUAACAGUACCAGCAACAGAUUUAAUAUUCAACUUAAUUUUUUUCCCCUUAAUAAUUCAUAUUCUGUGCAGUGAAACAAUUGAAUCUUCAAGUCCAUAUUAAUUUUCAUUUUGUUCUCACUUAAAGUUGCUGGUUAUUGAAAUGAUUUAUUUUUUACCCACCCCCAAUUUGAAAGUGCUUUAACAUUAUCAAUAUUGUGGAUCAGGCUAUGCUUGUUGAUCCAGCGAAAAACAUAUUUUGACACUCUUACACUUGGAGAUUAGCAUUUCAUUUUGGAUCAGACAUGACCUAAAUUAUACAACAGGUUCAUUAUUAGAUUACAUAUAUAACAUUUUGGAAUGCUGCAUUGCAAGUCCUAUUAUGAAUGUAAAUAAACUUUUUUUUUUUUUUUUAAACUAUGACAGGAGGCUGUGAAACCAAUAUUUAUCAGUGAUGAUUUGAAGAGACAAGAAUUAGUUCAGCAAAUCCUUUACAGGUGUGCCGAGACCUUUGUGCUGGCGGCUGCUCCAAUUAUGCCCUUCUUAUGCGAGGAGCUUUAUCAGAGACUCCCACAAAGAGGGAUUGGGCGAUCUGAGAGUGUGUGUGUGGCGGAGUAUCCCAAACCAGAAACUGUGAGUCCUGGAGACUUGUGUUGUGUGCUUUAAAGGAAAACUGGCUUGGAAAUUCACUGACAACAUUAUGGCAUUUAAGAGUUGACAUUUUUCAACUGUAAUCAACGGAAUAAUCAUUCUUUUUUAAGGGUAUCAAAUUUAAAGCUAUAAAGAAGUUUUUAAACUCUUGUACUUUUAUUUUCAUAACUCAUGUUUAAAAAAUAAGGUCAGAAAAGAAUUAUUGCCUAUGAAAUUUUUUUUUAAAAAUUGUUUUUUCCAAAAGUUUUAGUAAUUUCCUUACAACUCUCUUAUUAAAAUAAUGAAAAACUUGUACACUUUUCAAAUUGCACAUGGUGAAAAUAUUUUCUUCAAAAUUCUUAGGAAUAUGAGUGGAAAACAAACAUAUUCAGCCAAGUAAAAUAGAAUGUAAAACAAAUAUUAUUUUUUAUGAAGUAUUACAAUUUUUUUCUUUAAUUAAAAAAAAAAAAUUAAAAAAUUCUAAAAUUCUUUUCACUUGGCACAUUCCAAACUCACAAUGUGCUGUAGUUCCCCUGGUAUAUGGAUUACUUGGAUUCCUCUAUGAAACAAGUGCAAGAUAUCAUCCAUCAUAUACAGAAGCUUAGGAAAGAAUAUAACAUUAUGGGAUCAAAGUCUCACGGUAACAGUGAUUUAUUUAAAGUAUAUCAUGUGAGAAUAGUUAGCUGAUGAAUUGUUGGGAUAAACUUGGGCAAAUUCAGCCUUCGUGCUAAUAGUGAAUGAUUACUUAAGCAAUUUUUCUCAUGUGACUGACCAGACCUUAUAUUUCAAAAGACCUCAUGACUGAAAAAGCUACAAUUCGCCGUCUUUGAAAACUGUAAACGCACAAUCAAAGACACCUAGCCUUCAUUUAAGUAUGCUGAAUAGUGCCAAUACUUUCUGUUACAGAUGCAACCAGUUAAGCUACAAUGUUAGACCCAAUCAUUAUUUUAAAUGAAUUUUUAACCAUGAAUUUUGAGUGUUCGCAAUAAUUGUUUAUAUCUAACACAAGAAAUUUAAACAAGUCCCUAACACAAAUAUUUUUUUAUCCCCCCCCUUUAGUUUAUCUACAGACAGACAAGUCUUUUUAUGCAGAAAUUUUGUUUCACCACAAGACUUGCUUGUGUGCCUUGUCUCGGAGCAACGAGGUCACGAUUCUUAGAACAACUGCAGACAUGGUGCAAGGCUGUGCCACAGUUUAUGUCAACCCAGACCUGAAAAUAUUGGUGGACUUAAAGGUAUCUGUAGUGUCUGCACAAUAGAUGGUAUCACUAGACUGGUAGCUGUAGUGUAUGUACAUAUGGUAUCACAUAGAUUGGUAGUUGUAGUGUCUGCACAAUUGAUGAUAUCACUAGACUGGUAUCUGUAGUGUUCACAAUUGAUGAUAACACUAGCUGAUAGCUAGUGUAUGUACAAUUGAUGAUAUCACUAGUAGACCAGUAGCUGUAGUGUAUGUACAAUUGAUGAUAUCACUAGUUGACCGGUAGCUGUAGUGUAUGUACAACUGAUGAUAUCACUAGUAGACCGGUAGCUGUAGUGUAUGUACAAUUGAUGAUAUCACUAGUAGACUAGUAGCUGUAGUGUAUGUGCAAUUGAUGAUGUAACUAGUAGACCACAGGGCCAUUAUGAUGUACAUUAUCUAUGAAUAGUUAUGUAUGACUUAUCAGAGGUCCAUUUUGGAAAAAGUUUUAGGAUUAAUAUGAAACAUAAAAUUUUUGUUACACUUCUAGGGCAGCACAAUAGAUGUCGAAAAAGAGCUUAACAGACUUCAUAGCAAAAAGAACAAAUUGGAAAGUGAAAAAAUUGAACUUGAUGCAAAACUGCAAAAACUUGUCAAGUUUAAAAAAAUUGAUUCUCAGGAAGCUGGAAAGUUGAAAUCAAAGGUAACAUCAUGACUGUACCACAGGAAUAACAUCAUGACUGUACCACAGUAAUAUAACAUCAUGACUGUACCACAGUAAUAACAUCAUGACUGUACCACAGGAAUAACAUCAUGACUGUACCACAGUAAUAACAUGACUGUACCACAGUAAUAACAUCUUGACUGUACCACAGGAAUAACAUCUUGACUGUACCACAGGAAUAACAUCUUGACUUGACCGCAGUAUUAAUCUUUUAGUGACGAUUAUCAGAAAUAUGUAAGAAAUCAAUUUUUAUUUUCAACACUAAUAAAUACACUUUAACAAGGGGGUUCAAAGUAAACAUCAUUUACCCCCAACAUGCUGACAUAACACUGUGACCCAAUUUUCAUUCCACUCUUGUGAUAUCUCUCCUGACAAUAGUUUACUGAGCGAGUGUUGAAGCUGUUACUGUGUGAUAUAAUGUAUUAGCCUCAAUAAAUCCCCCAAAAUGUGUCUAUUGUUUGUUUUAAACAGAUCACAAGAGUAGAUAAGGAGUUGGAGAAAAUUAUUGAGAUGACUAGCACUUUGUCUCAGAACAAUGUCAGAUGACAACAGUACUAAGAUCACAAGAGAUGCAAUUCAAAUUCAUGUAUGAAGGUUGACCAAUAAAUGCCAUUUUGAUAGAAAUGAUUGAAAUUACUACCCAUGUUGAGAAAGACAAGAUAAGUCCAGAGAGAUAGAUAGCACUAUACCACUUUAGUAAUAUAGAGCUGGCACUAUACCACUUUAAUAAGUAACUUGAGAUGACACUACUCCACUAAAGUAAUACAGAUGAUGAGAUAAUGGUUUUAAUUUUAUUGAUGGAAAAU
Lymnaea stagnalis (great pond snail) is the source of this 19946-nucleotide messenger RNA. Lineage: Eukaryota; Metazoa; Mollusca; Gastropoda; Lymnaeidae. The record is from the annotation of a GenBank genome assembly.